Messenger RNA from Labeo rohita (rohu), 3479 nucleotides. Its product is annotated as beta-1,3-galactosyltransferase 2-like. Gene Ontology annotation, cellular component: membrane. The transcript is spliced from 2 exons. The record is from RefSeq and is a predicted model, not a curated record. The coding region runs from base 148 to 1263 and encodes 371 amino acids. Lineage: Eukaryota; Metazoa; Chordata; Actinopteri; Cypriniformes; Cyprinidae. Gene Ontology annotation, molecular function: N-acetyl-beta-D-glucosaminide beta-(1,3)-galactosyltransferase activity.
AACGUAAAAAACGAACAAACAAACAAAUCUUUGGGCUACAUCUGGUGAUAGGUUAAAUUCUGCAGUUUGGAACAUAAAGGUUCCCACAUAUCUGGACUCACAGUUUACUCUGAGAGGCUUGACAAAUCCAGCAAACUCAAAGAGAUCAUGGAAUGGAGGCGAAGGCACAGAUACUGCAGUGUCACCCUUUUCCUCAUUGUGCUUGUGUUUGUGGUAGGCCUCGUUAUUCAGGAUCACUGGCCUUUUCCAAACAAAAUCCAAAAUCCCAAGCUGAAGGAGCUUUUGACGUGCCCUACACCACUAGCAUCAAAUGAAAAUGUCAUCCCAGCUUCAGAUCCAAGUUUGCAGCAGAGGCUGGAAAACUCCUUGCUUUUGAACAUCAGUUUGAGCGAAGAGAUUACAGCGUCAAAUAUACUCAGAGUUGAACCUUACAUGUACAUCAUCAACGAGCCAAAAGCAUGUCUGCCGCGAGCUCCUUUCUUAGUGCUUUUGAUUGAAGUUGAGCCCAAGAAAACGGAAGCCAGGGACGCCAUCAGGAAAACAUGGGCCAGUGAAAGUCUGGCUGGUGGUUUGGGUUUCGUGCGGCUCUUUUUCCUAGGUAUAAAUCGAGACACCCAAAAAAAUGGCAGCAAACUGCAGCACACAAUAGAGGAAGAAAGUCAUCGCUAUCAUGAUAUCAUCCAGCAAAAUUACAAGGAUACUUACAACAACCUCACCCUGAAAACGCUGAUGGGGAUGUACUGGAUCACAAAAUAUUGUCCCCAGGCCAAAUACGUCAUGAAGACAGACAGUGACAUGUUUGUCAACACCGAAUACCUCAUAGAAAAACUUUUAAAGCCCAAAGGGGAGCUCACACAGAAGUAUUUCACAGGACAUCUCAUGCCACACUUGCCCCCAGACCGAAACAAAAAGAGUAAAUGGUAUAUGCCCCCAGAUGUGUACCCUGGUGGGCGAUAUCCCACUUUUUGUUCUGGGACUGGAUACAUCUUCUCAGGUGAUGUGGCUCAAAGGAUAUACGUGGUAUCUCUGACCAUACCCAGACUGCAUUUAGAAGACGUUUACGUGGGUUUAUGUCUAGCUAAAUUGAAGAUAGAGCCAGCGCCACCACCAAACGAACAGCUGUUCAAUCACUGGCGAGUGCCCUACUCCAGCUGUAGGUACAGCAAUCUGAUCACCUCUCAUGGGCUUCAGCCCAAUGAGCUGAUAGAAUACUGGCAGCACCUGCAGAGCAACAAGCACAAUCCCUGCCAAACGUCCUGGUAGAAUCAUCAAGUUAUGACAAUGCUUCAUGCCUUUUUGGAGGUUUAAAGGAGGAGGGUUCAGGACGGUUCAGGACAACCUUACCAGUGUUUUUAUUUGAUUUUCAUUACUGUAAUCUUUAUGAUUGGUUAUCUUUACAAAUCCGACUGAUUAAAUUAUUAUAAAAUAUUUAGUUGUUUUAAAAGUAUUAAUUUUUCUGAGAAAUAGGAUUGUAAACAUGCAAAAUAGGUCUUUAAGAUGUUAAAAGAUAUGGGCCUGGUUUCACAGACAGGGGUUAGGCUAAACCAGGAUCAGGCCAUAGUUCAAUUAGGACAUUUAACUAAUUUUUAUGAACACGCCUUAGAAAAAAAAACAUUACUGGUGUGCAUCUUGAGACAAAACAAAGACUAACAUUUUAGUCUGACUCAGGGACUAGGCUUUAAGAUUAGUUCACUUUCAGAACAAAAAUUUACAGAUAACUUACUCAUCCCCUUGCCAUCCAAGAUGUUCAUGUCUUUCUUUCUUAAGUCGUUAAGAAAUUAUGUUUUUUUGAGGAAAACAUUCCAGCAUUUUUUCUCCAUACACUGUAAAAAAACAAUUUGUUGAGUCAACUUAAAAUAAUUUGUAACCUGGCUGCCUUAAAAUUUUAAGUUCAGUCAACUCUGAAUGUUACUGAAAUGUUAAAUUAUACUAAGUGACAACCUAGAUAUUUGAGUUGAAUCAACUUAAAAUUUUAAGGCAGCUGGGUUCCUUACCCAUCUGUUAAGUUUAGCAAACACAAAUAUCUAAGUUGUUACUUAGUACAACUUAACAUUUCAAGUUGACUAAACUUAUUUUAGUUGACUGAACUUAAAAUUUUAAGGCAGCAGGGUAACAAAUUAUUUUAAGAUGACUCAACAAAUUGUGUUUUUUAUUUUUUUACAGUGUAUAGUGGACAUUAAUGGUGCCCACGAGUUUGAACUUUCAAAAAUGCAGUUUAAAUGCAGCUUCUAAGGGCUUCGAGGAAGAAGGGUCUUACAUAGCGAAACGAUCUGUCAUUUUCAUAAAUAAUUUAAUAUUUAAACACGUUUCAACCACAAAUGCCCCUCUUGUCUAGCGCUGCGUUGUGCAUGCUUACUGUGUGCACUCCUCCCAUGACCCAUUCAAGACAGGGUAGGUCGAAAAACUCUCUCUCAUUUUCUCCUCCAACUUCAAAAUCGUCUCACAUCGCUGCAGAAGUAUCGACCCAGCGUUUACAAAGUGAACAUGCAAAGAAGGUCAAACGCCCUUUACAGAAAAGGUAAAACAGCGAUGUAGGAUGAUUUUGAAGUUGGAGGAGAAAAUAAGAUGGGAGUUUUUCGACAUACCCUGACUGUCUUGAACGGGAGUGCACAGGGUACGCAUAGACUAGAUGCACAUUUGAGGUUAAAAAGUGUAUAACCGAUCUGUGAUGACUGAUCUUUCCCUAGAUAAGACCCUUCUUCCUUGGUUGGGAUCAUUUAGAGCCCUUUGAAGCUGCAUUUAAACUGCAUUUUGGAAGUUCACACGUCUGACGUCAAGCGUCACCUCUUCCGGGUCCAAACGCUCUAUCAGAUGACAUGAGAAAACAACAAACGGUACUAAUUACAUAAUGUGAUAUAAUACUACCACCAAAUUAUAAAUUAUAUCAGAUAGCCAUCGAUGAAAAUAUAAAUAUAAAUAAAUAUAAAAAUUAUUUGUGUUUGGGAUGCUGUGAGCAUGGAGACUGUAGUGUACACCGUAAAUUCGAAAAGCUUAAAUGUUUAAUAUGAAUAAACAGUGCUCAUGAACAGCUGCUGAGAUAGUAUUCUCAAGUGAAAUGAGUUGGGGUUUGGACUCGGAAACAUGUUUUUGAUCUGUUAAGUCAUUAUUGUCUGCAUUAGCGCUGAUUUGAAUGUACUGUUUCAAUGCUUUCGCUUACUGGAUCCUGGGACUUUCCAGGGGUUUAGCAGUUUUUAGCAGUUUGGGGGUCAGAAUUCGGCAUAACACCAGCAACAUGUCAGAAGUAUAAAAUGUUUAAUUUCAAAACUUUGCCAUUUACCAAUGCAUUUUUCAAAAUACCUUUAUUUAUUAAAUGUUACAGUCCAAGUGUAUUUAAAUGCCUCGUUCAUUUAAGUAAAUGCAUGGGUAAUUUGGCAAAGUGCGUUAAAUAUUUUAUGUACACUUAAAACUGCUGCUUUUUUGCUGUAAUUACAUGGUUUGUAGAUAAAUUGGUGUGUAAAUAAAUACUCAUGCCAGCUUGA